AUGAGCGCGACGUGCCCGCGCUGGCUCCAGGACCUCGAAGAAGAACGUCUCGACCGAAUCUCGUUGGUUGUGCGUCUCCUCUUGGACGCCAACGCGAAUCUCAACGCCAAAAACAACGACAACCAGACAGCGCUUGAUUGGGCGGUUGAAAAGAAACACAAUGACGUGGCGCAGCUCUUGAGCGACCAUCCAGAACGCCAGAGUACCAAAACCAAGGUACAUAUUGACACGUUGGACCUUGUCGACGUCUAG
Messenger RNA from Saprolegnia diclina VS20, 252 nucleotides. RefSeq lists its product as hypothetical. Lineage: Eukaryota; Oomycota; Saprolegniomycetes; Saprolegniales; Saprolegniaceae. Gene Ontology annotation, molecular function: protein binding. The record is from RefSeq and is a predicted model, not a curated record. Bases 1 to 252 code for a protein of 83 amino acids. The transcript has 3 exons.